UCGCAAGCGGGACUUGGCCGCCCAAGCUUUCUGAGCCGCCAGCUCCCAAAUCCGUGAUCCGAGGCUCACGUUUUUGAGUCCCUUGGGAAAGAGGUGAACAACGACGCACCUGGUUGCACGUUACCCACCAUUUACAGGCAACGAGGACGGAAGUAACGACUGAGCAGACGAUCACGCCUGUGAACAUUGGCAGUCAUGACAUCCACCUCCAAGGAAUAUCCGCCUCUUGCGGAGAUUCGCAAGUCGCCAGCCUUCCACACCGCGAUAUGGGAUCUCGUGCCGCACCAAAGCGGGCUUCUGCCCGUCGCCAAGGACCGUGGCGGCGUGCUGAAGGUUGCAUGGGAGGUUCACGGCGAGGGGCCCAUCAAAGUAUUGCUGCUGUGUGGCCUAGGCCUCACCAAGGCCUCGUACCAGCGGCAGACGCUGCACUUUGGCCACUCGCACGGCGGCAAGUACAGUGUCCUGCUCAUAGAGAACCGCGGCGUCGGCGGAUCCGACAAGCCCUGGAGGCGAUGGUACUCGACGAGCGAGAUGGCCCGUGACGCCGUCGAGGUGCUCAACCAUCUGGGCUGGGGCACCAGUGGUGGCAGUGACUCUUCCAAGCGCGAGGUGCAUGUCAUGGGCAUCAGCAUGGGCGGCAUGAUUGCACAGGAGCUCGCGCUGCUCAUACCGGAUCGAAUCGCCAGCCUCGGGCUCGUCAGCACAUCUUCGGCCUUCGCCGUUGACAGCAGCACGACCACCAUCGCAGCCACCGCCGCGGCCGAGGACCAGCAGGCCACGCUAGCCACUGCGAAGUCUCCGGACGACGACGCCAGCACGACCAACGCCAAGGACGAGAAACCCAAGGUAUCUUUGUACGAAGCCCUGACGGAGCGCUUCGCCUUCAUGAUACCCAAGUCUACCGAGCAGAGCAUCCAGUACUUCGCGACGCGCAUCUACUCGCCCGAAUGGGUCCACGCCCCCGACGACGCGGCCCUGCCGGACCACGCCACACCAAGAUGCAAUAUGCCCCCUUCGCAUGUCAACGGGGGCCAAUACGGCCGUUUCCAGACCAACUACGAGCGAUGCGCCGCACAGGACGUCCUGCGCCGCGAGAUGCCGCCAUACAGCGAGCAAUUCAGCCGCUUCGGGUUCUGGGCGCAGAUGUUUGGCGCGGGCACGCACCGCAAGACAAAAGAGCAGCUGCAGGAGUUGGCGGACAAGGUUGGGCGAGAGAGAAUCUGGAUUGUGCACGGGGACCGAGAUGCCAUGAUCGACGUGAGCCACGGGAGGAGGCUUGUUGAUGCGAUCCAGCCAGCCUACUGGUCCAUCGAGAAGGGGCUGGGCCAUGGGCCGAUCGUGGAGAGGACGGCGUGGUUUAAUGGACUGUUGGCGGAGAGGUGUCAGGUUGGUGAGGCGUUGAGUGGUCGGUGAUCCCCAUCAGAAGGGCUGUGUACCACACCAGGAAGCCACCACCAUGAGAUGGGACUAUGCGGCGUUGAAGGAGCGUGGCUUAAGCAGGAAACCACCGUAUCUGCAUUGUAUAAUCCAGAUGUCCUAGUUUGAAACAAGUCCAAAAUCGGUGCGACUUUCCGAGGAUUCGGGGCUGCUUCGUCGUCACAAGGCUGCCCUGCAGCAAUACGCCACGAUGAUGGCGGAGUGUU
This is a messenger RNA of Microdochium trichocladiopsis, 1643 nucleotides long. Its product is annotated as Alpha/Beta hydrolase protein. The record is from RefSeq and is a predicted model, not a curated record. NCBI's taxonomy places the organism in Eukaryota, Fungi, Ascomycota, Sordariomycetes, Xylariales, Microdochiaceae. The coding region runs from base 196 to 1413 and encodes 405 amino acids. The transcript has 3 exons.